GCACCAGAGGGGCGGGCGCCUUCAGGCGCGGGAGUGGCGGGCUCAAGUGGGGGUUGUAACCGUCGCCCUCCCUCCUGUCCACCUACCCGCCUCCUUGCCCACGGCGUCUGCACUCGACACCCUCCAAGAAGCAAAAGGACGGCGGUUCUGGUUCCGUCUGCUGGAUGCCAAAAUGCAGCUUCAUAAGCAAGGUGUGGUGAGCUGUCCCUGACAGAGUGAAGUCACAAAGAAAGAGAAACUGCUGUCUGGGAGCCCUCGGCCUUCCCUGGCUUCCAGGGUGUUUCCCACUUCCUGGAUCAGCAAUGGAAAAGCCUGCAGGCAGGAAAAAGAAGACCCAGGCCCCAAAGGAGGAAGCGGGGGUUCCAAAGGAGAAAGGUGUCAAAGGAGAGAAAGCAUCCAAGGCAAAAAGGCCAACCAAGAGGUCAGCGAGGCCCCGGAAGCCCCGCAAACAGCCUGUCCUGAGUCCCGAAGAUGAGGCGCAUAUCUUUGAUGCCUUUGAUGCCUCAUUUAAAGAUGACUUUGAGGGCGUCCCCGUAUUUAUUCCUUUUCAGAGGAAGAAACCCUACGAGUGUGGUGAAUGCGGACGAAUCUUCAAACACAAGACAGACCACAUCCGCCACCAGAGAGUUCACACUGGAGAGAAGCCCUUUAAGUGUGACCAGUGUGGGAAGACCUUCAGACACAGCUCAGACGUCACCAAACAUCUGAGAAUCCAUACUGGUGAGAAGCCCUUUAAAUGUGGGGAGUGUGGGAAGGCCUUCAACUGUGGCUCCAAUCUUCUGAAACACCAGAAAACACACACUGGGGAGAAGCCUUAUGGCUGCGAGGAAUGUGGAAAAACCUUCGCCUACAGCUCCUGCCUCAUCCGGCAUCGGAAGCGUCAUCUGAGGAAGAACAAAGUGACUGCUGACCAGAAGCCCAACGCCCGGGCUCUGACGCUUCUUUCUCGCGCGGAGACGAGGGUCUCUGCCGGGCUUUUCGGCUGGUUUGAAAAGAUUCUCCAGACGGAUCUUUGUUGGGCCAUAGAGCAGAAACCCUCCAAGGAGAAGCUACACAGAAUAAAGGAUUUGAGCCCCCCAGAGACCACCAAGGCGAGGUCCUCCGGGGUCCAGAGCGUCCCAGAAUUGGGGGCGGGAACUCCUGGAGGCGGAGCACUUCCGGCCAACGCGCGGGCGGUCUCCUCCCGCUCGCAAGCAGGUCUCAGGAAGAUGGCAACCUUAGAGGACGUUGAGGAGUCUGCUCCUGUCCUGUCACCCAGCAGUCUGUCAUCACCGGGGACACCUGGAAACCAGCACCAUGUGCAUCCUCACGGCUCCCCCUGUUCCAGUCCCGAGGCAGCAGACCUGGACCUUCAAGACAUAGAGGAAGUGGAAGUCAGCAGAGACACCUGGCUUGACUCUGAGUGGGAGCCUAAGAAGACUCCAGCCUCUCUCAGUUCCCACAGUCCUGGAGAUGGCCUGGCCUCAGAUGGAAGGGCUCUGAGGGGCCUCUUGAAGAGCCUCCCCAGCAUGUCUAAUUGUGGGGACAGCUUUGGCCAGGAAUGUACCGUGGAGCAGUCAGCAGGCCUGCCUCCAGGGACCCUGCCCUGCUCUCAGAAAAGGGACACUUGGCACAUGGUGCUCGUGCCACAGGGAGCCCAAGGGGCCGAGGACAGCGCCAAGAAGGCUGCCGAGCUGGGCAGUAGUUUGGGGCGCAGCUGCCGGCAGGCCGGCCCACGGGGCGCCAAGCCGCACCGCUGCGAGGCCUGUGGCAAGAGCUUCAAGUACAACUCUCUGCUGCUGAAGCACCAGCGCAUCCACACCGGGGAGAAGCCUUACGCCUGCCACGAGUGCAGCAAGCGCUUCGGGAGCUGGUGGGGCUUCAUGCAGCACCACCGCAUCCACACGGGCGAGAAGCCCUAUGAGUGCGGCCAGUGCGGCCAGGCCUUCAGCCACAGCUCACACUUCACGCAGCACCUGCGCAUCCACAACGGCGAGAAGCCCUACAAGUGCGGCGAGUGCGGCCAUGCCUUCAGCCAGAGCUCCAACCUGGUGCGGCACCAGCGGCUGCACACCGGGGAGAAGCCGUAUGUCUGCAGCCAGUGCGGCAAGGCCUUCAUCUGGAGCUCCGUGCUCAUCGAACACCAGCGCAUUCACACCGGCGAGAAGCCCUACAAGUGCGAAGACUGCGGCAAGGCCUUCCGAGGUCGGUCACACUUCUUCCGGCACCUGCGGACUCACACGGGUGAGAAGCCCUUCGCCUGUGGCACCUGUGGCAAGGCUUUUGGCCAGAGCUCCCAGCUCAUCCAGCACCAGAGGGUGCACUACCAUGAAUAGCGCACACACCAAUAAAGUUUGUGGGUGAACCUGCUCCUCUUGAGAUGGGGAUGCUUUACCGGUACAUGGCAGGACAUGUCCUGUGUCCAAGUAUGGUGGCUAAAGGAACUGUUUUGUGCUAGGCAUCCAUCUUGGUACCCACCAGCCAUCUGUCUCUGACUCCAGUCCCUGAAGAUAAGUUCCCAGUAACCCUGACGCAGUGACCUCCACCCAAAAGUGCACAGCCGUGACAUCUACGCAUCAUGAUAUGACUAACUGCUCUUUGGCUUCUGUGACCUGCUUAUGCAGACAUGCGAGGACUAUUUGAGUUCUCCUUGGCUACCUAAUCGUGGCAGAGCAGAACGGCUCCUGGCUUCUGUGUGCAGAUACUCAAGGUCUGUUUGUGGGUUUUGCCUUAAGAAUCCUCCCCUCACCCCCUUCACCCACCAGUCUCUAGUCUGGCUCUAGUCUGCUGUCCCGCUAGCGGUUUCAGUCAAUAAACCUGAUGCACCUGUGGGACUUAAACAGCCGACUCCAGCGAGCAGGCGAGGACAGAAAGGGCAGGCAGCUCCUGGGGCGAGAAGAGGGAAGGCAGUGGUUAGCCAAGGUUAGAGGCAACAGAAGCCAAGCAAGAGACAGCGCAAGCCCCUGAAGGGAGCAGGGAAACCAAGCUCCAGAAGUGAGAAUCUGUGGGGAGGGAGAAUCUGCGUGGUUUGGUUUCCCAUGUCUGCAACAAAACUCCAACACACACCAGAAAACACAGAUCCACCAAACAACAUUAAAAAAGUCAGAACGUCCAAGUGGAGACCAGAGAAACACAGACACCUUCACUCCUGUGCUAGAACCAGGGGGACAGGAGGGCGUCUCCCAUUCUGUCCUUGGAGACUGGGUCAAUGAUCACAUCUGAUCUCCCCUAUGUCUCCCCAGAUGUCGGGACUUCCAGAACGGAACAACUCACUAAUGGGUCUGCGUUUCAAAUAUGUGUUGGCUGGCACUUUUUACAAAUCCUCAGUGGCCACAGUCUGGGGUUCCCCUAGGCCUCCAAGUCCACAAUGUACUUGCCCCCAUCUAGGGUCUGUCCUCAACUAGUGACUCUAAUUUGUGACAGGCUUGGUCUCAGGCUUUCCCAGGCCUCACCUGGCCCUGAGUCUGGGGUCUUCCAGGAAUCCUGAAUGAGCCCCCAAAUGUUAUGGAGUUUGGGACACCCCACCCCAAGAAAAGACUACAGACCCAAUGCAGAUUAUAAUUCAAAUCUGUAAAAAAAACAAGCCAAGUGGUGGUGGCACACACCUUUAAAUCCCAGCACUUGGGAGGCAGAGGCAGGCCAGUCUUUGUGAGUUCGAGGCCAGCCUGAUCUACAGAGCUAAUUCCAGGACAGCAAGGGCUGUUACACAGAGAAACCCUGUCUUGAAAAACAAAAUCAAAUCUGUAAAAAACAAAAGCAAGCUGAUGUCAACAUUUUCUGAGUUCCCACAGAAGUCUUGUUUUUACAGUUUUCCUGUGUAAGCCUCUAGAUAUUUGAAUUCUGCAACCUGAUGACUUUAUAAAAAGAUAUUUCUGAAGCUGUUCAGGUUGGCUGCUUCCAUCUGCACACACACACAAACUGGCUAUAUAGUAAAAUCAAGCCCUGUCUACAAUCUCUCAUGGUAACUCCAGAUAUGCCUGCUUCAAAUCAUCAGAGCUGGGUGUGUUGAACAUUAGCAUUAAAGGUGUGCAGAGAUGCCUUUAUUCCCAGCCCUCGCAGAAGCAGACAGAACUCUGAGUUCGAGGCCAACCUGGUCUCCAGAGCGAGUGCCAAGACAGUCAGGGCUACACAGAGAAACCCUGUCCUGAAAACCAUUACUAUUCCUCAAAAAGGAAGAGAUAGACGAGGUCACUGGGCCUUCAUCUGAGCAUCCAGUCACUCCUCCCUCCUAAUGUAUUUAAUAGGCCCUAAGUUGCAUGAAGCCCCAAGGUUCUCUGGGAAAGCCAGGGUGUACCAGCUAAAAACUAGGAAUAAGGAUGGGGCCCAGCUCUGCAGCAGAGGGAAAGCUGUGGAACACACCAGGCAGAGGUCCAGACAUUAUCUAACUGGGCAGAGGUGCAGAUACUGUCUAACACCCCUUAAGGAGAGACUUCUUACAAUAAAUGGUAUACUUAUUUGCUACUGUGGUUCCUCAUUUACAUUUUUAUUUAAAUUUUUAAUAAAGAAUUUAUAUAAAAAUUAGCACGACUAUAUGUAAUUACAGAUGCCUAGCUCUGAGUUCUCCUUUUCUUGGUUCUUGUUACCAAGGAAACGUUCCCCCAUUCAAGGUCAUGGAAAGUCAGUUUAAUGCAAACUUUCCCUCAGGAUCUGUAAAGACCUUUGGGCAAGGAAUGUAACAUUUCAGGCAAAAAAUUACUUAAUGAUUAAGAUUUUCAAGUUCCUAAUUUAUAAAGGUCUACUCAGCUUAACAGAAACUUAGAGGUAUUUGUCUAGCCUCCUAGUCUUUGCUAACUUCAUUAAGAUUUAGCUAUUUGGGUAUACUGAGUGUUACAAAAAACUGAUAUAAAGAUAAAAGUCUCCCAAUCUCUCUGUGGACUGUAUUUAUGGUUUAAAGUUUUAUUUUGAUUCUAAAGGAUUUUCAAGUAAAUAUUUUUGUUUUUAUUUUGUGUGCAUUGGUGUUUUGCUGCAUGUAUGUGUGAUGGUGUCCAAUCCGCUGCAACUGGAGUUAGAGAUGAUUGUGAGCUCCCAUGUGGGUGCUGGGAUUGAACCCAGGGCUUCCAGAAGGGCAGUCAAUGCUCUUAACCGCUGAGCUAUCUCUCCAGCCCCUCAAUUAAAUCUUUAAGGAUAAAACUAAGCAAGGAUAAAACUAUAAAAUCCUAAUCUUGUAAAAACUGCUAAUUUGUAAACUUCCGAAGAUAAUUAAGAAUGCAGGUCAGCCACCUUAUAAAUGGCCAAAUUCUUUAAUGUGCCCAGAACUAUGCUUGUAGUCAUGCUAAUAAAGUAUAAUUCAUUUACAGAGACAGCUUUUUAACCUUCUGUGUAUGUUGUCAAGGUUAAGCCUAAAGUAACUAAAAAAUAAGUUUGUUUAAAAUCAGGUAACCAAAUAGACUAGAUGAUGGCCUCAAACUCCUCAGAGAUCUGUGAAAUAUAGCAUUUAAGAUGUUUAAUAAGAAAAACUUCCCAUACCAAACAAAAAUGCCAGCUCCUGGAAACAGCCCUAAGGUCUCCUCCAAAGACUGUGGUCAGGCACUGAGGCCUCCACCUGGAUUAUGGGGACACCGACCACUGCACAAAUAAUUGUUUCAUACUGUGAACCACGGACAAACAGGACGCUGGAGAAUUGACUGCCCCACUUUGCCUUGCCAAAGCGAGGCCAGUCUCUCGAGUUCCUCAUCCACAGGAAUGUCUCUCAGUCAUCUGAGCCUGGCAGUUUAAGGCUGAUGCUACCCUGUACCAGCACUAGCCAGCUCUCAAAUCAUGACACAGAGACUUAUUAGUUCUGAAUGCUCAGCCUAGCAUAGGCAUGAUUCUGGCUAUCUCUUUUAACUUAAACUGUUUCUCUCUCUCUCUCUCUCUCUCUCUCUCUCUCUCUCUCUCUCUCUCUCUCUCUCUUUUUUUUUUCUUUCUUGCUUUCUCUGUGUCUGGCUGACCCCGGCAUCUCUUUUCUUCUUCUCUCCGUCUUCCUCUAGAGCCUAGAGUUCUCCUCCUAUUUAUUUUCUCUGGCUGCCAGCCCCGCUUAUGCUCUCUCUGCCUCGCUAUUGGCUGCUCAGCUCUUUAUCAGGCCAAUCAGGUGCCUUAGGCAGGCAAGGUGAAACAAAUUCAACACAUCUUCACAUAAUUAAACAAAUGCAGCAUAAACAAACAUAACCCAUCUUUGCCCAGUUAAAAUAAUAUUCCACAACACUACCCGGUGUGGCAGCAAAGUCUGACACCACCCUGACCUCUGCCCCUAAUGAAACCAUCCAGAUCAUCGUGGAGGAGCCUAGGGUAACCACCAGGUAAUUGAUAGGCCAUUUGAAUGAUACUUCUUGCUCAGAUUUAGCCUUAUCAGAGCUCUGAUGAUGUCUUUGUCAGUUCAACAACAGCAAACACUUGUUGAAGGGAGCUGAGGGCCUUCUUUCCUGCUGCCAGGCUCUCGGCCUCUGGCUAGCUUAUGCCCCGAAAUAACAACACCCAAAUUGUAUUCAUAUAAACACUGCUUGGCCCAUUUCUAUUAAUGUGUAUAGCACCACAAGGUGCACUUACCAGGUAGAUUCUAGCCUACGUCCAUCCUGGGUUGGAGCUUCAUUACGUCUGCCCUGUAAAGGAGCGGCAUGGCAUCUGACCUCACUUCCUUCUACCCAGCAUCCUGUUUUGUUUACUCCACCCACCUAUGUUCUAACCUAUCAGGCCAAGCAGUUUCUUUACUAACCAAUGACCUUCCUCCAUCAAACACUCAGACCACCCCUACACACACACACACACACACACACACACACACACACACACACACAGCUGUACUUGCCUAGUCAGCCCAUUUGAUAUGUAAAAAUCAGGCCUUGCUUUUUCUAGAGCUACUGAAGCUCCUGAAAAAUGGCAAACUUCACACUAAAAGAGAUAAACUCUGCAAACAGGUUUCAAUGUAAGUUCUACUAUUCCUUUAUUUUUUAAAACUUGCUUUUUCUUUCUUUUUUAAAGACAGGGCUCUCUGUGUAGCCCUGGCUGCCCUGGAGCUCACUCUGUAGACCAAGCUAGCCUCAAACUCAAAGAUCUAUCUGCCUGUACGGGUGUGGCCCUACCACCCAGCAAAACUUGCUUUUCAGUGACUGCUCUCAGUAAUUAGCUACCUAUGUCUCAUGGUAAAUAACUGGAUGGAAAAAGUAUUUGGAGUUUGUAAAAGUUAUGAGGGGGCUGGAGAGAUGGCUCAGUGGUUAAAAGCACUGCCUGCUCUUCCAAAGAUCCUGAGUUCAAUUCCCAGCAACCACAUGAUGGUUCACAACCACCUGUAAUGAGAUCUGGUGCCCUCUUCUGGCCUGCAGGCAUGCAGACUACUGUAUACUUAAAAAUAAAUAAUUUUCUUUAAUAAAUAAAUAAAAAUUAAAAAAAGUUACGAGGGUCCAGGGAAAUGAUGUAGGGUAUAGAAAUGCAAGUCGUAAAAGGUCUGAGGAUCCGAAAGCUCAGAUGAACUGUGGGGGUCUAAGAAAGUCAUUUAAGGCGUGUAAGCGCAAGCCAUAAGGUCUGAGGAAGUGAUUUAAGGUGUGUAAAUGCAAGUUGUAAAGUCCAAAAAGUAAAGUAUAUAAAAAUUGUUAAAGUUUCAGAUUCCUUUCGUGCUAUGCUAUUGUUGCACUAAGACUUCAGAAGUCCAGUGUUUUAGCAGUAACCAGUGGUGUUCUGAAGAACAUUAACAUAGCUCUGGAAAAGCACUGCUCCUAUUAUCAUCAUCACAAGCUCAGUUUUAAAAGUGUCCUUUGUUGCUUUCUGAGUUUAGACUUAGAGUUUCUCAUUGUGCUGACCACACACCCAGCCCUCCGGAUAGAGGGAGGGCUCAUGCUAUAGCUCAAAGGUCUGCUCCAGCUGCUCACAGACAGCGCUUUUUCUAAAAUGGAGAUCUCAAUGGAAUACAAACGAUGGUGAUGCUAAUAUACCUAAAACUUUCAUCUUUUUGUAAACUUAAAAAAUUCAUGUGCGCUUCAGAGUCUCACCUUAGAUCAGCCUGUCAAAUACACUUCAGAUAAGUACUCCUGUCCCCGCCUGAAGUCUGCAUCUGUCCCAGCAGAUUUCCAGUCAACCACAGACUGCAGACUGCUCCAAAGUUACUAAGAGCCCUGGACUUACCGAAAUCUGAUGUAAACCAGAUGUUUCUAACAACAUUUCCUACCAGCUUGAGCAUUCCAGACUGCUCCAAAACUACCUGAACUUUGGAAUCUCCACAUGGUCCAGCAAACCAGAUGUACCCUCCCCCCUCGGCCUUUGACCAGCUUCCCAGCCUUCCUCCCAAGUUUAGCUGAAAAGCAGUCACAGAAGAGGGCACACCGUCCCUUUCCUUAACAGAAGGCUAGAAUAUUAGAUCCAAAAGGAACUAGUUCCCCUCUACUGAAAGGACUCACUUCCCUUCUCUGGCAAAAGGGACAAAUGGCUACCUAUGAUGCCCAUUAGCACACCAAAGCUCAUGCUGCCUCCAGGAUCCUCUGAUAUUGCAAACACCUGUUAAAAUCAGAGUUACGAAAAGGGAACUCAGCCAGGCGGUGGUGGCACACACUUUAAUCCCAGCACUCAGGAGGCAGAGGCAGGCGGGUCUACACAGAGAAACCAAACCAACAAGGGUUACUCAAGAUGGGGGCUGAGAUCUGACUGAUGGCUGACUUCAGGAUUACCAGAUUUUACUGAGGUGUUUAUUUUGUCUUGCUGCUUUACAUGUCAAACACUAGAGAUACCAGGAGCCCUAAAUUUUAGUUCCCCAACUCUUUCUAAAGGGGCCAUUGGGGAAUGUGGUGGCUAAAAAAAAAAAAAAAAAAAA
This is a messenger RNA of Alexandromys fortis (reed vole), 8755 nucleotides long. RefSeq names its product zinc finger protein GLI4-like. The record is from RefSeq and is a predicted model, not a curated record. The transcript has 7 exons. Lineage: Eukaryota; Metazoa; Chordata; Mammalia; Rodentia; Cricetidae. Gene Ontology annotation, molecular function: DNA-binding transcription factor activity, RNA polymerase II-specific; RNA polymerase II cis-regulatory region sequence-specific DNA binding. Gene Ontology annotation, biological process: regulation of transcription by RNA polymerase II. Gene Ontology annotation, cellular component: nucleus. Bases 303 to 2315 code for a protein of 670 amino acids.